This is a messenger RNA of Magnolia sinica, 558 nucleotides long. Its product is annotated as ribonuclease 3-like. The transcript has 3 exons. Gene Ontology annotation, biological process: RNA catabolic process. Gene Ontology annotation, molecular function: RNA binding; ribonuclease T2 activity. Lineage: Eukaryota; Viridiplantae; Streptophyta; Magnoliopsida; Magnoliales; Magnoliaceae. The record is from RefSeq and is a predicted model, not a curated record. Bases 1 to 558 code for a protein of 185 amino acids. Gene Ontology annotation, cellular component: extracellular region.
AUGGCUGCUAGCAUUGCAUCAACUUCUCUCCUCGUGUCCAUGCUCUUUCUCUCUGGAGCCAUUGCCACUCCAAAAUUCGAUUUCUUCUCAAAAUUCGAUUUCUUCUACUUGGUUCUCACGUGGCCAGGAGCACCUUGUAGCAAAGGUAAUAUCUGUUGCCUUUCCACGACAGGUGCACCAGAGCUAGACUUUUACGUUAAGGACAUGCAUCCGUAUAAAUAUUGGUGGACAAUAUUCGGGUGGACCGGGCAGGACGUAACAGAUUGCAAUGACACUCCGUUCGUAGCUGAUGAGCUUGAAAACCAGACCAGACUCUACAUGGAUAAGUAUUGGGCGAACAUCAAGUGUCCAUGCAACAAUGGUCUGUCCAACUGGGAACACGUGUGGAGCAAGUUCGGUACAUGCUCGGGGCUGACCCAAAACGAGUACUUCGAGAAGACCUUGCAACUGCGGUCCAAACUCAACUUGCUCAUAAAGCUGAGAAAAGAACGUAAGCUCUUCGCAAUGCAUCCAUAUAGAAACUCACAGAAAUGCUCAAGGAUGCCGUCCGAGAUAUGA